Fonsecaea nubica is the source of this 3240-nucleotide messenger RNA. RefSeq lists its product as hypothetical. The record is from RefSeq and is a predicted model, not a curated record. Gene Ontology annotation, biological process: nuclear-transcribed mRNA catabolic process, nonsense-mediated decay. Lineage: Eukaryota; Fungi; Ascomycota; Eurotiomycetes; Chaetothyriales; Herpotrichiellaceae. Gene Ontology annotation, cellular component: cytoplasm. Bases 1 to 3240 code for a protein of 1079 amino acids. The transcript has 2 exons. Gene Ontology annotation, molecular function: RNA helicase activity; ATP binding; zinc ion binding.
AUGGAGGCGUUCAGCAACAUGGGCAACCACUUGGUUUCCAACUCCGCAGCCGCUAUCAACGCCAUCGAUGACAUUUCGACCGUCGACCCGGAUGAGAGCGUCCUGAGCCUGGCCAAGGGCCCCAGAAGACGUCAACAUGAUGACGACGAGUCGGAAAGCAUAGAAGAAGACGAUCUUGAGAGCCUCGCGUCCGCUGCUGUUGAUGCGAAUGGCAAGAAACAUGUCCAAAAGGCCGAGGAAGAGAAGGAACUGCCACCCCACGCCUGCGCCUACUGUGGCAUCCACAAUCCAAGCAGCGUGGUGCGCUGUUUGACAUGCUCCAAAUGGUUCUGCGCCGCCCGUGGAAAUACCUCUUCCUCUCACAUCGUCAACCACCUUGUCCGAGCCCGCCACAAAGAAGUCCAACUUCACCCAAGCAGCUCUCUCGGCGACACUGUACUUGAAUGUUACAACUGCGGAACCAAGAAUGUCUUUUUACUUGGCUUUAUCCCGGCAAAAUCAGACACCGUCGUUGUCCUGCUCUGUCGACAACCUUGCGCAGCGAUGCCAUCCUCCAAGGACAUGAAUUGGGACACUUCGCGGUGGCAACCUUUGAUAGAAGAUCGUUCAUUUCUGUCUUGGCUUGUUGCGCAACCAAGCGACCAAGAACAACUCCGUGCAAGGCACUUGAGUCCUCAAAUGAUUGCAAAGCUGGAGGAGCUCUGGAAAGAAAAUGCCAAUGCCACCAUCACCGACCUCGAAAAAGCGGCCAAUAUCGAUGACGAGCCCGCCCCGGUCCUCCUACGCUACGACGAUGCUUACCAAUAUCAGAAUGUCUUCGGUCCUCUGGUCAAGAUCGAGGCUGAUUACGAUCGCAAGUUGAAAGAAAGCCAGUCGCAGGACAACCUGAUUGUCCGAUGGGAUCUAGGCCUCAACAACAAACACCUGGCCAGUUUUGUUUUGCCAAAACUCGAACUAGGCGACGUCAAGCUGGCUGUGGGAGACGAAAUGCGACUCAAAUAUACUGGAGACUUACGACCAGCCUGGGAAGGCGUGGGCUAUGUCAUCAAGAUUCCCAACAACCAGUCGGACGAAGUUACGAUCGAGUUGCGAGCAAAGGGCGACCACAAGUCCGUGCCCACUGAAUGUACCCACAACUUCACGGCAGACUACGUCUGGAAGGCCACAUCGUUCGAUCGUAUGCAGCUCGCGAUGAAAACAUUCGCUAUCGACGAAAUGAGUGUCUCGGGCUACAUUUUCCAUCGCCUUCUCGGCCAUGAAGUUGCUGCAGCUCCCAUGAAAACCCAACUUCCCAAGAAGUUCAGCGUCCCUGGCCUACCAGAGCUCAACGGGAGUCAGAUCAAUGCCGUCAAAUCCGUCCUACAGAAACCUCUCAGCUUAAUUCAGGGCCCUCCAGGCACUGGAAAGACCGUGACCUCGGCCACCAUUAUUUACCAUCUGUCAAAGAUCAAUGGAGGUCAAGUCUUGGUUUGCGCACCCUCUAAUGUAGCUGUCGAUCAACUCUGCGAACGCAUACACCGCACGGGACUGAAGACUGUUCGAGUGACUGCGAAAUCCCGAGAAGACGUGGAGUCAUCCGUUGGCUUCCUCUCCUUGCAUGAACAAGUCCGAAUGAACGACAGCAAUGUGGAACUGGCGAAGCUGAACCAACUCAAAUCCGAACUCGGCGAAUUGUCGAGCCAAGACGAGAAAAAGUACAAGUCGUUAACCCGGGCAGCGGAGCGGGAGAUCCUUCAAAAUGCCGAUGUGAUAUGUUGUACCUGUGUCGGUGCUGGGGAUCCAAGACUUGCUAAGUUCAAGUUCCGCACUGUGUUGAUUGAUGAGUCCACCCAGUCAGCAGAACCGGAAUGCAUGAUCCCUUUGGUUCUUGGCUGCAAGCAGGUUGUCCUUGUUGGUGACCACCAGCAACUGGGGCCGGUCAUUAUGAACAAGAAAGCUGCAAAAGCCGGCCUCAAUCAAUCUCUCUUCGAGCGCCUCGUCGUCCUGGGCUGUGCGCCAAUCCGUCUGAAUGUGCAGUAUCGCAUGCAUCCCUGCCUGUCCGAGUUUCCGUCAAACAUGUUCUACGAAGGAUCGCUUCAGAAUGGCGUUACCAUGCAAUACCGUCUCCGGAAAGAUGUGGAUUUCCCCUGGCCUGUUCAAGACGCACCCAUGAUGUUCUGGUCCAACCUUGGAAACGAAGAAAUCUCAGCAUCAGGUACCUCGUAUCUCAAUCGCACGGAGGCGGCCAAUGUGGAAAAGAUUGUCACUCGUUUCUUCAAAGCCGGGGUCAAGCCGUCGGACAUCGGUGUCAUCACUCCAUACGAGGGUCAACGCAGCUACAUUGUUAGCUCCAUGCAAGCCACGGGGACCUUUAAAAAGGAGAUGUACAAGGAAAUUGAGGUCGCUUCCGUCGAUGCGUUCCAGGGUCGGGAGAAGGACUUCAUCAUCUUAUCAUGUGUCCGGUCAAACGAUCACCAGGGCAUUGGUUUCUUGAGUGAUCCCCGUCGUUUAAACGUGGCCAUGACUCGAGCCAAGUACGGGUUUGUGAUCCUCGGCAACCCCAAAGUCCUCUCUAAGCACCCACUCUGGCACUAUCUCUUACUUCAUUUCAAAGAACGGAACUGUCUAGUGGAAGGCCCUUUGAACAACCUCCAGGUGUCUCUGCACCAAUUCAGCCGACCUAAACAAUCUUACAGGGGCCCACAACGCUAUCAGAUGGCAUACAAUCACGCUAGUCAUAUGGCAAGCGGCAUGAUGAACGGGCGAACGCCUCCGCGCAACGACUACCGUGAACCAGCAGGUUCGGUCGUUGGCUACAUACCGGAUGACGUUUCAUCCAUCCACUCCUCUGCCAUGGGUGGAGUUGGUGUACCAGCAGGCUAUCCCCCAAUGUUCCAAGGCUUCACACCUGACGCAUGGCCCUCUCUUCAAAACACUCACGCGCGCCGACAAAAUGGAGUCAAGGCAAGAGCGGUCCCGAGUAGCGUGGCGGGAGAAUCCACAGUGGCCACCGAAUCCGACAUCACGGGCAGCAUUCUUGGACAAGGAGGGGUCAGUCUGGAUCAAUUGUCCAUUCAUGAUACCCAUAAACAGCCCAGCUACAAUCAGGCGGAUCGACUCAAGAGAUAUGUGGAAGGGGGAGUCCCUGCAUCUGGUGGCUACAUGUCGGGUCACAAACUCGGCAAGUUGAUGCACGAAGAUGAAGACGCCAGGAGCGUUUCGACUGCGUUUGCCAGUCAAGUUGGUGGCAGCUACGACUGA